Esox lucius (northern pike) is the source of this 2263-nucleotide messenger RNA. It is a transcript of the gene dnajc1, whose product is annotated as DnaJ (Hsp40) homolog, subfamily C, member 1. The record is from RefSeq and is a predicted model, not a curated record. The transcript has 12 exons. Lineage: Eukaryota; Metazoa; Chordata; Actinopteri; Esociformes; Esocidae. Gene Ontology annotation, cellular component: endomembrane system. Bases 145 to 1800 code for a protein of 551 amino acids.
AGCAUUAUGGGAAAUGUAGCAAAUUGCUGAAAAUCUUUAACACAGGCAGGCUGCUGGUUUAAGGGUAAACAGCCACGUUAGCUGUAAGAGUUAACCUUUUUUGCGGUGCUACAUAACUGGCAGCAACAUUGUUAAAGCCUGAUAAUGACCGCAGCGUCAUGGAAUAUCUCGUUUAUUCUUGCCGUCAGUAUUGUUAUCGCAUGCUUUAGACCCGCUUAUGCUUGGGAUUCAGACCUUGAGCUUUACGAUCUGGUGGAGGAAAUUCAACAGAACUUUUACGAAUUCCUGUCUGUUGAGCAGGAUGCCUCGUCGGCGGACAUCAGAAAGGCCUAUCGCAGGCUGUCGCUCACACUGCACCCCGACAAGAAUAAAGAUGAAAACGCAGAGACACAAUUCCGACAGUUGGUGGCCAUCUAUGAAGUACUAAAAGAUGAACAGAGGAGAGAGAGGUAUAAUGACGUCCUGGUCAAUGGGUUACCGGACUGGAGGCAGCCAGUGUUUUACUACAGGCGGGUGAGGAAGAUGAGCAACGGAGAGCUGGGCUUCCUGCUCUUCCUCAUCCUCACUGUGUGCCACUACGCAGUCAUCUGGUCUAUCUACCUGGAGAAGCAGCUGGAUGAACUUCUGAGCAAGAAGAAAAAAGAGAAGAAGAAAAAGAUGAGUAGCAAGAGUGCUGAAGAAUCACGGCCUGUUGGACUGGAUAAAAUAGAGAGGUCAGUCGAAAAACCUCAUUGGCAGGAUAUCCUGCCACUCAAGUUGAGCAUCUGGCUGUAUCUCUCCAUCAAGUCCCUCCCCCAUGUCAUCCAGGAUGCCAAACAGUAUUAUGAAGAUUAUAAGGUGAUGAAAGUCAGGGAGAGAGAGGAAGCCGAAGCCCUGGCACUGGCUGAACAGGAAGCUACAACUAUAAAAGAGAAACGACCCAAGGUGAAGAAACCAAAGUUUGAGUUUCCUGUUUAUGAGCCUUCGCUAAUGGCAGCAGACAGUGCAUACUUGCCCAGUUACGAUCAGGGGACGUCCAUCGAGGAGAUUGAAGACCAGAUGGAUGACUGGUUGGAGGAUAAGAAGUCUCAGAAGAAAAAGGCUCCAGAGUGGUCCGAUGAGGACAUCACUCUCCUGACACGGAGUAUGGCCAAGUUCCCUGGGGGAACACCUGGUCGCUGGGAGAAAAUUGCCCAUGAACUAGGAAGAACGGUGUCUGAUGUUACUGCAAAAGUCAAACAAGUUAAAGACAGUCAAACUAACACAUCAGGGCUGGUGAAGCUCUCGGAGCUCAAGGCUCAGGGCAGCGGCGCUCUCCCAGGAAAGGCCUCCAAAACCGGGGCUGGCUCAUUACCCGACAGCCUCAUGACCCAGAGAGAUGACCCACGACCCCAGCCACCAGCUCCAGCAGUGGGGGUGGAGCCCUGCAGCGGGGGUGAUGAAGAAGAGGGGAUCCAGUCAGGUGUCAGAAGGAGAGGCAAAAAGGCCGGGGCAGGGGCCGAGGACAAGGUCAAGGGACGCAGACAGAGGGACUUUGACCCCACGGCUGCUGUCGAGGACGACAGCGAAGAGGAGCGGGGUUCGUCCGCUGCCUUCGUCCCACAGCCGCUCAGGGAGAAAGCCACUACUGUGGCUGAAGACGUCUGGACCCAGAACCAGCAGAAGCUUCUGGAGCAGGCCCUGCAGCAGUACCCGCGCGGCACCACGGAACGCUGGGACAGGAUCGCCAAGAUGGUGCCCGGGAAGAGCAAGGAGGAGUGUAUGAUUCGUUACAAACUUUUAGCUGAGCUGGUGCUGAAAAGGAAGCAGGCCAAGAGCUGACUCUUCCCCCCCCGCCAAGGGCAUCCAUCUUGAAAUCACCUUUUGGUUUCUAGUCCCUUGACCUUGGUGUUAUCCUCUUCAGCGUGAUCUGAAAGGCCUGGAUAGAGGCAUCGCUAUGAAAAUUCCACAGCAUAUUGUUGGGCCAUAUUGCUUUCACCCAUCCAGUUCUUUUCAGAUCCGUGAACAGGAUUGGUGCUCGGGGAUGGGACUAGGGGCCCCAAAUUGGACCGGGCUCAUACUUUCACGUCUGUCAUGUGCCUUAGCUCCGCCCAAAGCAUGCCAUCUGGCCUCCUCACAGUGGACAGCUGCUUGAGGACUCGGCGCCUCGAGAAAUGUCAAUACUGUUUUUGUACUUCUUCAAUUAUGUUUGACUUCUUCUCAUCUGUCAUUUUAAAUCACACACGUACUGAGUAUAACCUGUUUCGGAGGAGAAAAAAAAUAAACUUUUAUUUAUUUACCUGGA